GCAUCACCUCCGUGCCCCCGACCCCUCUCAGCCCCGUGCUGCCGCCGUGCCCCAUGGCCACGGAGCUGACCGAGCUGGAGCUGGCCAUUGAGAAGCUGGUGACCGCGUUCCUGGGCCACGCGGGGCAGGAGGGCAGGAAGGGCUCCCUGACCCCCGGCGAGUUCAGGGCCCUGGUGCAGCUCCAGCUGCCCCAUCUGAUGAAGGACGUCCCCUCCCUGGAGGAGAAGAUGCAGGAGCUGGAUGUGAACAAGGACGGGGAGCUGAAGUUCAGCGAGUACUGGCGGCUCAUGGGGGAGCUGGCAAAGGCCAUAAGGAGGGAGAAAGCCAGGAAGGAGUGAUGGAGUGGGUGGGAAUCUCCUCCAGCACACAGCUAAUAAAGGAGGAUCCCCUGA
Messenger RNA from Neopsephotus bourkii (Bourke's parrot), 392 nucleotides. It is a transcript of the gene S100A13, whose product is annotated as S100 calcium binding protein A13. The coding region runs from base 54 to 338 and encodes 94 amino acids. Gene Ontology annotation, biological process: positive regulation of cell population proliferation; positive regulation of canonical NF-kappaB signal transduction. Gene Ontology annotation, molecular function: RAGE receptor binding; calcium ion binding. The transcript has 2 exons. Gene Ontology annotation, cellular component: perinuclear region of cytoplasm. Lineage: Eukaryota; Metazoa; Chordata; Aves; Psittaciformes; Psittacidae. The record is from RefSeq and is a predicted model, not a curated record.